Messenger RNA from Ochotona princeps (American pika), 1162 nucleotides. RefSeq names its product decapping enzyme, scavenger (gene DCPS). Gene Ontology annotation, molecular function: RNA 7-methylguanosine cap binding; hydrolase activity. The transcript has 6 exons. Bases 37 to 1050 code for a protein of 337 amino acids. The record is from RefSeq and is a predicted model, not a curated record. Gene Ontology annotation, biological process: deadenylation-dependent decapping of nuclear-transcribed mRNA. Gene Ontology annotation, cellular component: nucleus; P-body. NCBI's taxonomy places the organism in Eukaryota, Metazoa, Chordata, Mammalia, Lagomorpha, Ochotonidae.
GCGGGGCGCGCAGGCGCACAGGUCCUCGCGGGCAGCAUGGCGGACGCAAAGCCCCAAGCCAUCAAGAGGAAGCGUGACUGGGACGCGGAGGAGGCGCAAGCCCCCAGUCCCGAGGAGAAGGAAGACGGUGUUGGAAACGGCGCGUCUGCUCCCGCCAGCUUACCGUUCUCCGGCUUUAGAGUUCAGAAAGUGCUGCGGGAGUCUGCGCGGGACAAAAUCAUUUUCGUACAUGGGAAGGUGAAUGAGGCUUCUGGGGCUGGCGAUGGGGAGGAUGCUGUUGUCAUCAUGGAGAAGACGCCAUUUCAAGUGGACCAGGUGGCCCAGCUGCUGACGGGCCGCCCUGAGCUUCAGCUGCAGUUCUCUAACGACAUCUACAGCACCUACCACCUGUUCCCUCCAAGGCAGCUGAGCGAAAUAAAGACGACCGUGGUCUACCCUGCCACAGAGAAACACCUGCAGAAGUACCUGCGCCAGGACUUGUGCCUGGUCCGGGAGACAGGCGAUGACUACAAGAAUGUUACCUUGCCCUACCUGGAGUCCCAGAGUCUCAGCAUCCAGUGGGUGUAUAACAUUCUCGACAAGAAAGCUGAAGCUGACCGGAUUGUUUUCGAGAACCCAGAUCCUUCGGAUGGUUUUGUCCUCAUCCCCGACCUCAAGUGGAACCAACAGCAGCUUGAUGACCUGUACUUGAUUGCCAUCUGCCAUCGCCGGGACAUCAAAUCACUCCGGGACCUGACCGCAGAGCACCUGCCACUGCUCAGGAACAUCCUCCGCGAGGGCCAGGCAGCCAUCCUGCAGCGCUACCAGGUGGAGGGGGCCCGGCUCCGCGUGUACCUGCACUACCUGCCCUCCUAUUACCAUCUGCACGUGCACUUCACCGCCCUGGGCUUUGAGGCCCCCGGCUCUGGGGUGGACCGAGCACACCUGCUGGCCGAGGUGAUUGAGAACCUGGAGUGCAACCCCUCACACUACCAGCAGCGUACACUCACCUUUGCCCUCAGGGCUGACGACCCCCUGCUCAAGCUCCUGCAGGAGGCCCAACAGCACUGAGUGCACACCAGGAGAGACACAGAUGUGCGGGGGGCUGGGCACGAGGGAGUGUGGAUUUUUAUCUCCAUUUUUAAAAAAUGUGUUUUGUACUAGCUUGUUCAGUGUGUGUGUG